Messenger RNA from Trichomonas vaginalis G3, 462 nucleotides. RefSeq lists its product as uncharacterized. The transcript has a single exon. Bases 1 to 462 code for a protein of 153 amino acids. Lineage: Eukaryota; Parabasalia; Trichomonadida; Trichomonadidae. The record is from RefSeq and is a predicted model, not a curated record.
AUGAAAGGACCAACGAGAAAGAUUCCAGAAGAUAUUAAAGCGAGAAAUAGCAAAGAACUAAAAGCUUUAUCUGAAUCACUUGCAAACAUUGUAGAUAGAACAACAGCAAUCGAAUCACAGAUUCAAGCACUCGAAAUGGCAAAACAAUAUCGUACCCAAAAGAUUAAGUCAAAAGAUGCUUCGAAAAAGGAAUCUCCUCAACAUCAAUCUUUUGAUGAUGUAACAAUUAGUAGUAUAGAUAUCGACAUUUCAAAAACAUCACCAGUUCAGAGCUAUAGUAAGUCAGUGAUUGGAUCCCAAAUUGCCAGUAAGCCUGUUACAAAUAAAAAUACCGCAAAUCAACCAUCAUUAAGAAUGUUCCUCAAUAUGAUUAAUCAAAUGAGGCGUGAUGUUUCUGAUUUAGCAACAAGACAAAAUGAAAUGAAAUUUGAACUCGAAAAAAUACGCGUACGCUUAUGUUAA